Molecule: messenger RNA, 1241 nt
Organism: Sphaeramia orbicularis (orbiculate cardinalfish)
Lineage: Eukaryota; Metazoa; Chordata; Actinopteri; Kurtiformes; Apogonidae
Product: motile sperm domain-containing protein 1-like
Exons: 6
Coding region: 161-958 (265 amino acids)
Cellular component (GO): cytoplasm
Source: RefSeq, a predicted model, not a curated record
GGUUAGGAGCCGGCUGAGAGGCGGGUCUUGUCCGAUCCACCAGCUUAGUGAGGAAGUGGAGGCUCCGGGCGAUGGCGAUGCUGUGACAUCACACUGUUCAGACGUCCAAUGACAGCACUCGCAUCAUGGCCGUGGGCGGGGCACCACACAGGAAGGACCAAUGAGAAGAAGGGACUGCCAUGACGGACAGGGAAAGGGCGGGCCGGCAGAUCGCGGGGGGAGGAGAGGGGUGACGCCGGCGGGAUGGGGCGAGACGGGGAGUGAGACAACAGGUGAAGUGGGCGGAGCGGUGGGCGGAGCCUCCUCCCUGCCCGUCUUCCUGUUUCCAUCUGAGCUGGUGUUUUAUUCACAACAGAGAAACUCCCACAGGAGGGUUUUAACUCUGUACAACCCAUACAGCUUCAGCCUGAGCUUCAAGAUGCUGUGUACCAUGCCGUCCCUCUACCAGGUGGUUGAGUCUGAGGGAAGCGUCCGAUCCAAGUCCUGCGUCGACCUCGUGGUGCGUCACCUGGACGUGUCCCCUCGGAACUGGGGCCGCAGAGACCGGUUCCGCAUGGAGGUGAGAGGAGGCGGUCAGGCAGGAGGGAGAGAGAUCUGGGCGGAGCUUAGAGGUGGAGAUGACGGAGGAAGAGGAGGAGACGAGGACGACGAGGACAGGAAGAGGAGGAAGGCCCCAGGAGGAGGAGGGGGAGGAGUCCAGCAGAGGGCACUGCCUCCUCUGUCUCCUCUACUGGUGCCCACACACACACACCUGCACACGCCCACCUGCGCAGGUGUGCGCAGCGUGUCCCAGUGGGUGGUGUGUGUGGCGGCGGCGGCGCUAUGUGUGGCAGUGUUGAUGCUCCCCCUCCAAUCAGAGAGCAGCGCUGUGGUCCCACACUGUCUGCACGUGUCCACCAAUCAGAAACUGGUCUGCGCAUACACACUGGGUCUUCUCACCAUGGUGUUUCUACGGUAACCAUCAACAUCUGCACUUCCUUCCUUUGAGUGACAGCUGCUUCACGUCGCCACGGCAACUGUUUGACACUGCCUGACCUUUGACCUCUGAGUGGUCCAGGUGGUCCUUAAAGUGGGCGUCCUGUAGGCGGGUCCAGAGGACGCUGUGACCCGGCCACUAACUGUGCCCAUGAAGGCUCCGCCCACACGUGAAUGUACGCCAUGGGGUCACAUGACCUGGAACAGCUGACAGUUCGUUCCUGUCGUCUCCUUUAACUGAUCAAUAAAACAUUCGACUACUGCGA